AUGUCAGCUGCACCCGGCCUGCUCCACCAGGAGCUGUCCUGCCCGCUGUGCCUGCAGCUGUUCGAUGCGCCUGUGACCGCCGAAUGCGGCCACAGCUUCUGCCGCGCCUGCCUGAGCCGCGUGGGCGGGGAGCCGGCGGCCGACGGUACUGUGCCCUGCCCGAGCUGUCAAGCACCCACGCGGCCGCAAGCUCUCAGCACCAACCUGCAGCUGGCGCGCCUGGUGGAGAGUCUGGCGCAGGUGCCGCAGGGCCACUGCGAGGAGCACCUAGACCCACUCAGCAUCUACUGUGAGCAGGAUCGCGUGCUCGUGUGCGGAGUGUGCGCCUCGCUGGGUUCGCACCGCGGUCAUCGCCUGCUGCCUGCCGCCGAGGCCCACGCGCGCCUCAAGACACAGCUGCCCCAGCAGAAGCUGCAACUGCAGGAGGCCUGUAUGCGUAAGGAGAAGAGCAUGGCAGUUCUGGAGCACCAGCUAACAGAGGUGGAGGAGACAGUGCGUCAGUUCCGGGGGGCCGUUGGGGAGCAGUUGGGUAAGAUGCGUGUGUUCCUGGCUGCAUUGGAGGCCUCGUUGGACCAAGAAGCAGAGCGUGUGCGGAAAGAUGCUGGGGUUGCCCUCCAGCGGGAGCUGGGGGCCUUGAGCUCUUACCUGGAACAGCUGAGGCAGAUGGAGAAGGUCCUGGGAGAGGUAGCCGACAAGCAGCAGACUGAGUUCCUCAUGAAAUACUGCCUGGUGACCAGCAGGCUACAGAAGAUUCUGGCAGAGUCUCCACCCCCUGCCCGCAUGGACAUCCAGUUGCCUGUCAUUUCAGAUGACUUCAAAUUCCAGGUGUGGAGGAAGAUGUUCCGGGCUUUGAUGCCAGCGCUGGAAGAGCUGACCUUCGAUCCGAGCACUGCGCACCCGAGCCUGGUGGUGUCUGCGAAAGGUCGCCGCGUGGAGUGCUCAGAGCAGAAGCCGCAGCCCGCUGGCGAGGACCCACGCCAGUUCGACAAAGCUGUGGCGCUGGUGGCACACCAGCAGUUCUCUGACAGGGAGCACUAUUGGGAGGUGGAGGUGGGCGACAAGCCACGCUGGGCACUAGGCCUGAUCGCCGCCGAAGUCAGUCGCCGUGGCCGGCUGCACUCAGUGCCCUCGCAGGGCCUUUGGCUGCUGGGGUUUCGCGAUGGUAAGAUCCUGGAGGCGCACGUUGAGGCCAAGGAGCCGCGUGCGCUGCGCUUACCCGAGAGGCGGCCGACCCGAAUUGGCCUGUACCUAAGCUUCGCAGAUGGUGUCCUUGCCUUCUAUGAUGCUAGCGACGCUGAUGCGCUGGAGCUGCUCUUUGCCUUCCGGGAGCGCCUCCCUGGCCCUGUGUACCCUUUCUUUGACGUGUGCUGGCACGACAAGGGCAAGAACGCACACCCGCUGCUGCUGGUGGGACAAGACGUCCUGGAGGCCUGA
This is a messenger RNA of Chrysochloris asiatica (Cape golden mole), 1434 nucleotides long. RefSeq names its product tripartite motif containing 72, E3 ubiquitin protein ligase (gene TRIM72). Lineage: Eukaryota; Metazoa; Chordata; Mammalia; Afrosoricida; Chrysochloridae. Gene Ontology annotation, molecular function: zinc ion binding; protein binding. The transcript has 6 exons. The coding region runs from base 1 to 1434 and encodes 477 amino acids. The record is from RefSeq and is a predicted model, not a curated record.